AUGAGUUGGCAUACCAAAGAAGAUGUGCUUGAUGACCUUGCACAGGUUAUGGGAAACGAAAUAAAGGAACUUGAUGAACAAUAUAUUUUAAUCGGUGAGCAACCACCGCCACCCUCUUGCACAUCAAAUGAAGCGGAUGACCAUGAAAUUUAUUUAAGGUUAUAUGGGGCACUUGGAGACAAACUAAUAAAUGAUGAUACAAAAGGCCCAGAUUUGUCUGGCAUUACUGAAAUGUUACGAAUGGUAGACGAUUACCAUUGUUCCAAUAAUAAUAAAGAUGAAGCACACAUUCUUCAAAGUUGUAACAAAACUGGAAUUGUAAUAACCAAAUUAAACGUGGAUAUCCCAGAAUAUAUUCCUGAAAAUGCCAGCCAUAAAGAAAAUACAAAAGUUGAAGUAAAUACGGAAAACAAAACGAAAAAUGGUGAGCCAUCAAAUGACAUGACUCAGAACUCAGAGUUAAAACCGUUACCAACUGGACCAUCCCCACAAGUGAACGAGAUCAAAAGUGCUCUCGAAAUCGCCGAGAAGGCGAACAGCGCGAAUCAAGAAGUUGAAGAAUCUGUUGCAAAAGUGAACAGUUGGUUGAACAAGGGAAACGACCACCUGCCGUCGGCAUCCAAGGGGCCUGCGUUGUAUUUAGGACCAGUGACGUUCAAAAGGAAGCAGGCGAAGAAACCUAAAUCGCCAAUUUCGGAAGCAUCUGACAAAUCCUUGAAUAGGAUGGUUGACACUUCCUUUGUGCCGUCAGAGUAUGCAAGCAAACUGACGCAGAGCUAUAUGGACCGUGUCAAAGCUAAAGAGGACAAGUCCCUGGACAUAUGGGGGAAGCUGGAGAGGGAUUUGAAGGCUAAAGAUGAAGAAGUCAAGUCAACCAGACGCCAACAACAGCUCGCC
Iphiclides podalirius (scarce swallowtail) is the source of this 897-nucleotide messenger RNA. Lineage: Eukaryota; Metazoa; Arthropoda; Insecta; Lepidoptera; Papilionidae. The record is from the annotation of a GenBank genome assembly.